AUGGGAGAUUUUAAUGCAACUCUUUACUCUCAUGAGAAGCAUGGCUCGGGUAACUUCAGCUUGGGUUCGGCUGUAGAGUAUGGUGCCAUGGUGGAUGCUUGCUUUAUGUCUCAAGUGCCUUCGCUGGGUAGGAAGUUCACGUGGUCCAAUAAUUGGCGUAGGGGGAAUGUCUGCACUGUUUUGGAUAGAAGCUUCUGUAAUGAAGAUUGGAUCUUUUGCUUUCAGGAUGUUUCCCAGCUAGUCCUUCCGCGGAUGGCAUCUGAUCAUACCCCUUUACUAUUGAUCUCUAAUGCCAGCCAUCGGCCUCACAAUUGCCCUUUCCGUUUCCACCAUAUUUGGAUGGAUCAUGCAGACUUCGAGCAAAUAGUGGCAAAUUCUUGGGCGGACUGGUUUCAGGAUCACCCAUUUUGUCUCUCAUAG
Molecule: messenger RNA, 420 nt
Organism: Macadamia integrifolia
Lineage: Eukaryota; Viridiplantae; Streptophyta; Magnoliopsida; Proteales; Proteaceae
Exons: 1
Coding region: 1-420 (139 amino acids)
Source: RefSeq, a predicted model, not a curated record